Plasmodium falciparum 3D7 is the source of this 11577-nucleotide messenger RNA. It is a transcript of the gene AP2-HS, whose product is annotated as AP2 domain transcription factor AP2-HS. Gene Ontology annotation, molecular function: DNA-binding transcription factor activity. Gene Ontology annotation, biological process: regulation of DNA-templated transcription. NCBI's taxonomy places the organism in Eukaryota, Apicomplexa, Aconoidasida, Haemosporida, Plasmodiidae. Gene Ontology annotation, cellular component: nucleus. The record is from RefSeq and is a predicted model, not a curated record.
AUGCAAAAUAAAAGUGAAUUCAACAGUACAAAUAGUAAAGAAUUUUAUCAAGAUGAAUAUGACAAUGUUCCAUGUCAUAGAAAUGAAUACAUUAAUAAUCAACAUAAAAAUGUAGAUUAUACAAAUAAUAAUUAUGUUCAUGAAAUGUCUUUGAUAAAUAACACAGAAAAUCUACAAAAUAGUAAUAACUCUAAUUUAAUAAGUGUUAAAAAUGAAUUAACACAAAUAUAUAAUAAUUUUCCAUUCACUUAUGAAGAUGUAGAUAUUACUUGUAAAGAAAAAAAAAAUGAUCAAAUUAAAAUGUACGAAAAGGAAAAUGUCAAUAUAUAUAACGAACAAAAUGAACAAAAUGAACAAAAUGAUCAAAAUGAUCAAAAUGAACAAAAUGAACAAUAUGAACAAAAUGAACAAAAUGAACAAAAUGAACAAUAUGAACAAAAUGAACAAAGUGAACAAAAUAAUCCUUUUUUUCUAGGUUCUUAUAAAAAAGAAAAUGACAUAAUACCAUGUGAUAAUAAUAUAAUACCAUGUAAUAACGAAUCUUAUAAUUUACAUAUAAAUAAAAGAAGUACAAAUGAACCUCUUCCAAAAGAUGAGUACUUAUAUAAUGAUAAAAAUUAUGAAAUAAGUAAUAAGAACAACAACAACAACAAUAAUAAUAAUAAUAAUAAUAAUAAUAACAAUAAUUAUAGUAAUAAUAAUUAUAGUAAUAAUAAUUUUAGUAAUAAUUUAUAUGUAAAUAAGCAUGACAUGGUGAAUUAUUAUAUGAAAGAUAACAAUGAAAAACUAUUAAAUCCCUCAAACUUUAAUAAUAUAUAUCAUCAUAAUGAAUAUCCUGAUAAUAAUAAUAAUUGUAAUGUAAAUUCAUUUCUCAAGAAUAAUGUAGGGGAAAAUAAUAAGUAUAAUAAUUAUAUUGUACAUGAUAAUAUGUUUGAUAAUAUAAAUAAUGUUAAUUGUGUAAAUAAUAACAUACAUUCAGAGUCAUAUAAUAAACCAACCAUUUACAAAAAUGUUAUGAAUUAUCAUAAUAAAAACAAUUAUGAUAUGGUAACAUAUAGUAAUAAUAAUUGUAAUAUAUCUAAUAACAAUUAUGAAGAUAUUAUAUCUCCAUAUAAUACGUACAAUGACGCAAAUUGUAAAUUUCAAAACUUUAAUAAUUAUAAUAUGCCAAUGCAUGAUAAUUAUUCAAUAAAAAAAUUAUAUCAUAAUAAUAAUUUUUAUUAUAAUAAUAAUAUUAAUAAUAACCAUUAUCAAAAUAAUUAUCAUCAUAAUAAUAUUUAUAAUAAUAUAGAUACUGCACAAAAUAUAAAUAUACCUUUUCUUAAUAAUUAUAAUGAAAAUAUAAAUACAGGAUUAUAUAAUAAUAUGAUAAACAAUAAUAUGAACACACAAUACAAUGCAACCCCUAUGCUGAAUCAAAUGUUUUUAAAUUAUAAUAAUGAUGAACAUGUAAAAAAUAUACAUAAUGAGAAUAAUUUAUCAAGUUAUAAAAAUAUACCCAUUGUACAAAACAAUACAUUUAUUAAUAAUGAAGAAUCUCAUUUUAUAGAGGAUAAAAAAUUGUAUUAUAAUAAUAUGAUAGAUUCUAAUAAUAUGGACAUAUUAAAUUAUAAACAUCCUAUUUAUAAUAAUAUGAAUAAUUCUGUUCAAAGAAAAGAAAAAAAUGUAAAAACAAUUCCAUCAUAUAUGAAUAAUUUAUCUGAUCAACAUAUUAGUGACAAGGAUAAUAUUGUGUGGAAGCAGACAUAUAAUAAUAUAAACAUUGUAGGUGAUAAAAAAGAAAAUAUAGAUGAAAUAUAUGAUAUGAAUAUUAAUAUAUCUGCAUUAAAUAAAGAAAAAUCUAAUAUCAAUUUGGAAAAAUAUAAAACGGAUUGUUAUAAUAGCAAUAUGAUGGGACCUAUUAAUAUGGAUAAUAAAAUGAAUGGAGAAAAUAUAAUGAGUGGUGAUAAUAAAAUGAAUGGAGGAAAUAUAAUGAGUGGUGAUAAUAAAAUGAAUGGAGGAAAUAUAAUGAGUGGUGAUAAUAAAAUGAAUGGAGGAAAUAUAAUGAGUGGUGAUAAUAAAAUGAAUGGAGAAAAUAUAAUGAGUGGUGAUAAUAAAAUGAAUGGAGAAAAUAUAAUGAGUGGAGAAAAUAUAAUGAGUGGAGAAAAUAUAAUGAAUGGAGAAAAUAUAAUGAAUGGUGAUAAUAAAAUGAAUGGCGAAAAUAUAAUGAGUGAUGAUAAUAAUUAUAAUUCUCCUUGGGAUGUUAAUUUUCCAAAUUCGCUGUAUAAUAAUAAUUGCAUAAGUAAUAAAAGCAAAUAUACAAAUAGAAGUAACUCAUAUGAACUUAGUUUAUUUAAAGAUAAUAAAAAAAAUAACAUUAAUAGUAAUAGCAAUAGUAAUAACAAUAAUAAUAAUAAUAGUAAUAAUAAUAAAUAUGAUGAUAUGUUGAAUAAGAAGAUGUUAUAUAGUAUUUAUUUACAAUCAUUAUUAAAUAAUUUGAAUAAUGAAAUAUAUAAUGAUAAUGAGCAUGACGAUGAUAUUAGUACUUCUGUAUUUUAUAAAGAUUAUUUAAAAAGAAAUAAUAUAAAUAAUCAAUUAAUAUUAUAUAAUAAAAAAAGAAAUAUAUCGAAUAGAUUCUUUAAUAAUAUACCUAAUAUAAAUAAUUAUUUUUCUUAUUUGAAUUAUUAUAUUGAAUCAUUAAGAUUAUUAUAUAAUAAGCUUUUAAGAAAUCGAAAUUUGAUAUUGAUAUUAGCAAAAGAAAUAUUUUCAAAGAAUAAAAAACUUGAUAAAACAAAAAAAAAUAUAUAUACUUCAAAUAAUGAAAAAUAUUCAUAUAUAAGACAAUUGUUAUCAGUCCUAUUACCCCAACCACCUAUAUAUCCACCCUUCGAAAUAUGGUUUUUUAUGAGUAAGAAAUGUGCAUCACAAUUACAUAAACUUCAUUUAACAAUAUAUAUGGUAUAUCAAAAAAUAAUAUAUAAUUUUUCUAAUAUAUUGUUACAAAUAAACAAUGAUAUGAAUAUUACGAAACCAAAUAAAAUCCAGAAGGAUAUAAAUGAAAGUAAUGAUUAUUUAAAUUUAUAUGAUCAUAAUGAAAAUGAAAAAAAAAAUAUUAAAUAUGAUGAUAAACAUGAAGAAAGUUAUAAUCAAAGGUUAUAUAAUUUAAAAAAAACAAAUUUAGACACUAACCAAAAUGAUUCAAACUCACAAAUACAAUUAGAUAAACCUAUUAUUAGUAAUACAUUACCUACGACAGAUGAAAAAAUGAUCAUUUCAUUAAAUUCUCAUAAUAAUGAUGAUCGUAUUAUAAAUAAUAUGGAUACAAAUAUGUUGAUUCAAAUAAAUAAGAAACUUGAAUAUAUUAUCACAUCUAUUAAUAAUAUUAAUAAAAUAAUAAUGAACAAAAAAAACGUACAGAAUAUUUUACAAGGUCAUCAUAAUAUAAAUGAAAAAAUGUAUAAUAUGCAUCCUAUUAAUCCUAUACAAACAAGUAAUUUGCGGACCUUUGAAAGUAUUAGUGAUAAUAUAAUAUCAUGUGAUGAUGAAAAUAAUAUAAAUAUUAUUGAAGACGAAGAAAAUUUUAAAAAUACAAAAGAAAAUAAAAAUGAAACAACAAAUGAAAAAACAAAUGAAACAACAAAUGAAAAAACAAAUGAAACAACAAAUGAAACAACAAAUGAAAAAACAAAUGAAAAUACAAAUGAAACAACAAAUGAAACAACAAAUGAAAAUACAAACGAUAUAGAUUAUAUAAAUAUCGAUAAAGAAUUAAGUAACAAUAUUAGCACAAAUAAACAAAUACAUAUUAAUAACAAUCAAAUUAUAGCAUAUAAUAAUUUGGAAUAUAAUUCUUUGUUUAAUAAAUGGAAUAAUAUAAAAUCAGAUAUACAUAAUUAUAUUUAUGAAGAAAAUCCAUUCAAUAUAUUAGAUAAUAUAAAAUAUGAACUAAAAGAUGUAUACAACCAAAUGAUGAAUUUAAAAAAAACGGAUAACAUUUUAACUAUAAAUGAUAAAUUAUUACAUAAUCUUUUAAAAUUAGAUAAUUCAACUCAUCAAAUGGAUAUACCAAAUAUUUCAUAUGAUAAUAAAUGGAAAGGAAGCAGCAACAACCAUAAUAAUGACCUCAAUAAUAAUAAUAAUAAUUAUUAUCAUAAUUAUUAUCUUAAUAAUAAUAAUUUUAAUGAAAAUAAGAAUGUGUUAGAAGAAUUAUUAAGUAAUAAUAAUUGUUUUAAUCGAAUUAAUAAUCAAUUUAAAAAUAAAGAUAAUUUUAAAGAACCAAAUUUAAUGACUCAUAAUGAUAUUGCAGAUGAUAUAAGUAUAUGUUCGAAUGAAGAUGUAAAUGAUAUUAUAUAUAAUAUAAAUAGAACUGAUGACAUACUAAAAAGGUUAAUGUAUCUUUCUAAUAAUUAUUAUAAUAAUAUGAUAGAAUAUGAUAAUUAUAUAUUACAUUCAUAUCAACAUAAUGACCAUAUCUUAAAUGAAUUAAAUAAUAAUACGGUUACAUAUUACAACAAUAUCAAAAAAAAAAAAAACUUUAAUAAUCAAUUAUUACCAAGAACAAAAAGAAAUGAAGAUUUUAUAUUUAAUAAUAAUCAUAUUGUAACACCAAAUAAUAUAUAUAAUAAUAAUAAUAAUAAUAAUAAGUUAGCAGACUCGGAAAUUAUGGAAAACGUUAUGCAGACUUGUAAUCAAAAUAAUUAUCAAUUCAAUAGAACUGAAAGCAAUGAUAAUUUAAAAAAUAUUCCUCAAGAAAAUAAUUUUCUCUUACCUAAUAGUAAUAUGGAAAAAUUCGGUGAACUAAUAAAUGUAGAUAUGAACAAUAUUGAAAAUAAUAUAAAUAUGUUUAAUAAUAUGUAUAAUAAUGUGAAUAAUAAUAUAAAUGGUAAUAAUAUAAAUGGUAAUAAUAUAAAUGGUAAUAAUAUAAUUGGUAAUAAUAUAAAUGGUAAUAAUAUAAAUGGUAAUAAUAUAAAUGGUAAUAAUAUAAAUAAUAAUAAUAUCAAUAGUAAUAAUAUCAAUAGUAAUAAUAUCAAUAGUAAUAAUAUCAAUAGUAAUAAUAUCAAUAGUAAUAAUAUCAAUAGUAAUAAUAUCAAUAGUAAUAAUAUCAAUAGUAAUAAUAUCAAUAGUAAUAAUAUCAAUAGUAAUAAUAUCAAUAGUAAUAUUUAUAAUAAUAUGUAUAAUAUGAAUUAUAAAAAUAAUGUAAUAUCAUCUAAUAAUAAUUAUAUAAAUAAUAUAAACAAUGAACAACAUUCGAACCCUAUGAAUUAUAAUACAUAUGGUUAUGAUUUAUCAAAUAAUGUUAAUCAUUUAUUUUAUAAUAAUAAUAUUAUGGACGGAAGAUAUAAUAUAUCUAAUAAUAAUAUAAUUCAAAAUGAGAAUAUUAAAGGCAUUUAUCCUCAUAUUUAUAAAAGCAAUCAUAUGGUAAAUGUUGAAACAAAUAAUUUUGAUAUAUAUGAUAAUGUACCUAAUAAAUAUACUAGUAUGGAUAAUAAAGACUUUGUUGGAGAAUAUAUAAGUGAUAGAGAAGAACGUUAUUAUGAUAUAAAUAUAUUAAAUGAUGAAAAUAACAUAAAUAAAAAUAUUAUUAAUAACAAUAUUAAUGAUAUGAAUGUUUAUGAUAAUAAUAGUAUUCAUAGUAACAAUAAUAACAAUUUUGAUUAUAUUAAAAAUAUUGAUAAUAAUAAUAAUAAUAUUAAUGAUCGUGUAUUUGAUAGUAGAAAUUCAUAUGAAUGUUCUUUUCCCCUGUUAACGAAUGGACCAUAUUAUUAUGAAAAUGAAAAUAAUACUUCUUCAAAUAUAUUAUGUAAUCAAGAUGUAAAUUUAACAAAUAAUAAUUUUAUAAAUUAUGAAUCGAAUAUAUCAAAUAAUUAUAAUCAACUGAUAUCAGAUAAUAAUAAUGAAGGGAAUAUAAAUAUGAAUAAAAAUUUUAAUGUUUUUAAUAACAAUGUGUUGAUAAAUAAUUGUACUAUAAAUGAUAAUAAUGUGGAUAAUAAUAAAAUGAUUGAUAGUAACAUGAUUGAUGGUAACAUGAUUGAUAGUAACAUGAUUGAUAGUAACAUGAAUGGUAAUAAUAUGAAUGAAAAUAAUAUGAAUGAAAAUAAUAUUAUUGAAAAUAAUAUGAAUGGUAAUAAUAUUAUUGAAAAUAAUAUGAAUGGUAAUAAUAUUAUUGAAAAUAAUAUGAAUGGUAAUAAUAUUAUUGAAAAUAAUAUGAAUGGUAAUAAUAUUAUUGAUAAUAAUAUGAUUGAUAAUAACCUUAUUGAUAAUAAUAUGAUUGAUAAUAACCUUAUUGAUAAUAACCUUAUUGAUAAUAAUAUGAUUGAUAAUAAUAUGAUGGAUAAUAAUAUGUAUGACCAUAUUAAUAACUUCACGAUAAAUAGUCCAAUGAUAGAUAUGAAUUCCUUUGAAGAAGAUCCAAAGAAUUAUAACAUGAUACAUAUCAAUGAAACAGAUAUAAUAAAUUUAACAAAUGAGGACCUUAUAAAUAAUAGUGAGAAUUAUUAUAAACAUGAUAAUACAUCUUCUUAUCUAUUAAAUUAUCAAAACUGUAAAAAUUUUGAAUUAAAAAAUGUAUCAAAUGUAGAAAUAGAACAAACAAAUAUAAUGGAUAGUAAUAAUACGUAUAAUAAAAUAACAGAAGAAAAUGAAACGAAUAGUUCUCAUAUCUUAUUAGAAGAAAAAAUUAAUAAAACAAAUGAUAUGUGUAAAAAUGAUACUGAAAUAAAUGACCAUUCGUUAGCGAUUUUGUUAAAAAAAAAUCCAAGUGAAAAAAAAAAAAUAAUGAACAAUCAUCAUAACAAUAACAAAAAGAACAACAAGAAGAAAAAAAAGGAUGAUUUGCAUGAACAUAAUAAUAAAGAAAAAUUACAGAAUUGUCAUAAUGAAUAUUUAGAUAGUAAUGAUUAUAACUCAGAUAACAAUACUAAUAAAGAUAAUGUAUUUGUCAUAAAUAAUAUAAAAAAUACAAAUUGUAAUAUCAACCAAAAUAAUGAUAUCAUUUCAAAAAAUGUAGAUAAUAGUUCUAAGAACAAUGAUAUUUCCAAUGAAAAAGAUAAUAUAAAUAAAAUGAAAUUAAAGAAAAUGUUAGAAAUUACAAAUAAAUUAAUUGGAAAAAAAUAUAGAGGUAUAUGCUAUGACCCUACCAGAAAUGGAUGGUCAACUUUUGUGUAUAAAGAUGGAGUUAGAUAUAAAAAAUUUUUUUCUUCUUUUAAAUAUGGAAAUUUAUUAGCAAAAAAAAAAUGUAUUGAAUGGAGAUUAAAAAAUCUUAAUCCAAGUUCACAUGCCUAUUCAUUUUCUUUAAAAGCAAAAGAAGAAUUUAACGAGGUUUUAAAUGAUAAUUAUAAAGAUGUAGGUAUAUUAUAUGACAAUAAAAAAGAUAGUAAUAAUAAUAAUAAUAUUAAGAAUAAUGGUAAUCAAGAUGAUGAUGGGAAUAGAGACAUACUAUACGUAAAUGCUUUCUUGAAUAUAUAUAAUGAUGAAAACGUUAAGGAAAAAUGUUUUACGGAUGACAAUGAUAAUGUUAAGGAUAAUGAAAAAAACACAAAAGAAAUAAAAAUAAUUAAAAAUAAAAUCCCUCCCCCCAAAAAAAAAACAGUACAAAAUAUAAGAACUAAUGAGAAAUGUAAUGAAGAGAAAGAAAUAUAUUGUGGGGAUAAUACAAAUUUUAAUGUAACAAAUAAUCAUAAUAAUAAUAAUAAUAGUAAUGGUAAUAAUAGUAAUGGUAAUAAUAGUAAUGGUAAUAAUAGUAAUAUGCUGGAUGAAAGGCAACAUUCUUAUUAUAAUGAUACUAUAAAUGAAAAAAAAAAAAAAAUUAUAAAUAAAAAUACUAUUAAUAUUCUUCAUGAUGACAUAGAACAAACUUAUUCUAAAAAUAAUAACUUGUGUGAUAAUAAUUUAUCAAAUUUAUUAAAUGAAAAAAAAAAUAAUGCUCUAAAUACGGGAAAAAGAAAAAAUGACAGAGAGAAUUAUACGAACAACCAUAUGAAUACUGAUUCAUUUUUACGUAAUAAUUCUGGUGAUAACUUAAUGGACAAAAAUAAAAAUUGUAAGUUAUUUAGUAAUACAUUAGAAAAUGAUGAAACGUAUUCUUGUGAUACACAAAAUGUACCAGAUGAUGUAUUAAAAAAUAAUGAAUAUAAAAGAAAGAAAAUGUGUACAGUAUCAGAAGCAAAAAUAAUAAAAGAUACUAACGAUUUUGUUGAUAUGAUGUAUACCUUGGUGGAAAGAAAUAAUACAUUUGAUAACAAUUCUGAUUUGAAAAAAGAUCAAAUGGAUAAUAAAAAGGAACAGGAAGAUGUAGAAAAAGAUGUAAAAGAAAAUGAAAAGAAUGAUAUAAAAGAAUAUGAUGAACACAAAGAUGUACAUGUAGAUGUAGAGGAAGGAUUAAAAAAAACAACAAGGAACCAUUUAAUAAAUAUAAAUAAUUGUGAUACAUAUAAUCAUGAGAAUAAUAAUAAUCAGAAUUAUCUAAUUCAUAAUAGUACUAAUAACACAAAAACAAAAAAUAAAUCAUGUAUUGAUAAUAUUGACCUCACGUUGAAUAAUAUAAAUUGCGAAAUUCCUUUAAUAGAGGAUAAUUAUUUAUAUGAUAAAGAUAAAAUUAUGAAUGAUAUAAAUACAUACGAAAAUAUAGAAGAUAUAAAUGGUAAACACCAUAAUAGUUGUAAUUUUAUGAAUGUAGAUUACAAAAAAGACAAACAUGUUACUUCAUAUAAUGAUAAUUUAAAAAAUAAUGAAGAAGAUAUAUUUUUUAAUAAUAGUAAUAAAAAUAACUUUGUUUUACAUAAUAAUAAUAGUAAUAAAAUAAAAAAUGAUGAAAAUUAUUUUGCUUACAAAGAUAAAUUAUUAAAAUAUAUGAAUACAUGUAAAUAUACUAAUGAUGAAGAAAAACAUAUAUUUCUUCAGUUUCUAAAAAUAAAAACAGAAUGGGUACUAGUAGAAUUAAAUAACUUAGAAGAAAAAUAUCAUCAUUAUUUUAGAAAUAAAAUUGAAUCUUUUUAUAAAAAUUAUUUAUUAAAAGUAAAAAAUAAUAAAAAACAAAAUGAAAAUAUAAAAGAAUUAGAAAUAAUAUUUGAAAAUAAAUUAAAUACUCCAUGGAUGUGUAUGAUAUUUCCUUAUUAUUUUAUAUCCUAUUUUAAUUAUAAAAUUUUUUGUAUUUUAAAAUGUACAAAAAAAAAAAGAGUAAGAAAAAAUACAAAUUUAAUAAAAGAUAAAAUACUUACUUCAAAACUUAAAGGAGUAAAUUUUAUAAAAUAUAAAAAAGCAUGGUGUUUUACAUAUGUAGAUGUUGAUGAUAAAAAAAAAAAAAAAAUUUUCCCAGUAAAUGAUUAUGGUUUUGUUGAAUCCAAAGCUUUAUCUAUAUUAUUCAGAAAGAGUUUCUUUUUCCAUUUAAAUAAAAUACAUAACUUUUUAAAAAAUAUUCUUUAUAAUAAAAAUAAUAUAUCAAAUACUAUGAUAAAUCAAGGAAAUACUUAUAAUAAUAUAAAUGAAUAUAUUGAUCAUUAUAAAAAAUAUGAAGAAUUUCUAGUAUGCUAUGGCAAAAUUAUUUAUUUUAAUGAGAUGAAAAAUAUAUAUAUAUGUAGCGAAAAUAAACAGAACGCUUUAAAUUAUAUGCCAAAGGAAAUAAAACGUCAAAUAUGUAACAAAAUGUGUUCUCAUAAGGAAUAUAAUAUGGAUAAUAGUAUGGAUAAUAGUAUGGAUAACAAUAUAGAUAACAAUAUAGAUAACAAUAUAGAUAACAAUAUAGAUAACAAUAUAGAUAACAAUAUAGAUAACAAUAUAGAUAAUAAUUUAUGUAAAAAUUUAUGUAACAAAAUUGAUCCAAUAAACCUAUUAAUAACUACUAGAUAUUAUUUUUUUAAAAAAUCCAAAAUAAUGAAUUUUCCAAAAGGAUUGGUUUAUUUAUCUGGAUAUUUUUUAUGGCUAGUUGCAUUUUUAAAUAAUGAGAAGCAAGAAAUAAUUAUAUCCUUUUCUGUACGUAAAUAUUCAUAUGAUAUAGCUAAAGCGAAAUGUUUAGAAUGUUAUUAUUGUUUAUUACAUAAAUAUAAAUUCAAACCGCUUAAUAUAUCAGGUGUUAUAGAUAUUGUAUUAGAAAGUGAUAUCGAAUGUAAAAAUUAUAAUUUAUUAGAUUAUUCAUCUGAAGAUAUUAUGUCACUAGAAUAUCUGUUUCUAUAUUUUUCUCCUUCUUCAUAUGUUUUACAUAAUAAUACAUUAUAUAAAAAAAUUUCACGUAAGAAUCAAGAAUUACAUAAGCAAUAUGAUAAAUUAUUUCCAGGACAAUAUGUACAUUUGAAUACUUAUCAAACCUAUGAAAUAACAAAUAAUGAUUUAAUAGAUAAUAAUAUAAAAUGUGCAAACGCUGAAAUGGUGUCUAAUAUAUAUAAUGAUAAAUUAUAUCAAGAUGAUAAGAAUAAGUUUAUAUCUCCUAGAAAUGAACAAAACAUAUUGGGUACUAUGAUAUAUAAUAAUCAAGAGGAGUACCAUGAUGUAAAUAUGGAUCAAAUCAAUAAAAAUAAGGAGGAACCUAUAACAAAUAUAACAAAAAAUAUAUCAAAUGAUUUAUCUCCUUUAAUAUAUGACCAUCAAAAUAUUACAUAUAAGAAAAAUGACAAGAAAAGUAUUCCCUUAUGUUUUUCAGAUGAUGAAGAAGCCAAAGAAAUUAAUGAUAAGAUAAAAAAGAAAAAAGAUAUCAAUUUAAAUUGUAUGAGUAAUUUACACAAUGAAAUUAGUAAAAAAAGUGCCAACAUAAAUAUUACAAAUCAUAAUAUAAAUGUGCAGAUGAAUGAUUCGAUGAAUGGACACUUGGUGGACGAAAAAAUACAUAUGGAUAAUAAAAAUAAUACUAACAAAAUUGAUAAUAAUAUAAAUAAUAUACAUAAUAUAAAUAAUAUACAUAAUAAUAAUAAUAGUUGUAGUUCUUGUUGUUUUUAUGUUAAACAUGUAAACAGAGAGAGUGAUAAUGGUAAUUCAGAGAAUUUGUUUACCUCCAAAACGUUUCAAGACACUUAUAAGCAAACAUACAUAAAUAAUGAUUAUUACAAAAAUAUAUUAAAUAAAAAUAUAUGUUUCUUUUUCGAUAAUAAUAUACAAGAUAUUUAUUUAAAAAAAUAUUAUGAUGAAUUGUUUAAUGAAAAAUCAAAUGAAGAUGAAAAUAUAAAAAAUGAACAUAUUUUAUUCAAAAGAAUUGACAAAAAAGAAGAAAACAUUGGAAUUUUUAUUUUAUUAAACUGUCAAUGGUUAUCUGAUUCUUUUGUUAAUAACGUUAAUCAAAUAGAAACAAAAUAUGCUGAUAUUUAUUCUUUUAAAAAUUAUCUCAAUACAUGUGAAGAAGUUUAUAAUUGGAAACAUAAAAAGAAUUUUAUUAAAGAUUGUGCUGAAAUUUCAAAAAAAUUUCCAAGAAUUGUUGGUGUUCAUUAUGAUUCUUAUGCAACUGCAUGGGUUGUUAAUUGCUCAUUUAAUAAAAAAAGACAUGAUAAAAAGUUUUCUGUAAAAACAUUUGGAUUUUUACAAGCAAGAAAGCUAGCUAUUGAAUACAGGGAAAGGUGGAUACAAUUAAAGGCUUUCCAUCGUCUAAAUAAUUUAAAAAAAAAAACAGAAAAAUUAUAA